AUGAUACUUGUGUCAGACAUUGCCUUUGCACGAACUAUGGCACCACACAAACCUUUUUCCUGUCUGCUUUGCAAUAAUUCGUAUUCCUUUAAAUCAUCAUUAAGUAGUCAAGAAACUGUUAAACAUAAAAUGAAUCGUAUAGUUCAACACCAUCAAUACUUUUCUGUUUUACCUAAAGAAAUUAUUAACCAUUUUCGUGCAGUUUUUCUUCAAGAUAUUAAUAAUAAAUUAGGCUUUCAUCGAUCCAAUGAAGGUGUGAACACUUUCAAUCGGAUUGUCCAGAAAGUCUAUUCUAUUAUUUUUUCAAAUGAAAUUGAAUUUUCUUAUCGACCAUCCAUACGAAGAUACACUUGUAUUUUUAAUGGACAAAAUGGAUAUAACCGAAUAGGAAAUAUGAGUUUUGAGGAGGAAGACAAAUGA
Dentiscutata heterogama is the source of this 420-nucleotide messenger RNA. Lineage: Eukaryota; Fungi; Glomeromycota; Glomeromycetes; Diversisporales; Gigasporaceae. The record is from the annotation of a GenBank genome assembly.